This is a messenger RNA of Symbiodinium necroappetens, 582 nucleotides long. Lineage: Eukaryota; Dinophyceae; Suessiales; Symbiodiniaceae. The record is from the annotation of a GenBank genome assembly.
AUGGUGUUACCAUCUUCUGGCAGCAAGUUCUCUACACACCAGGCCUUGCGUCUUGGCAAGGCCGCUGGCGCGCUUGCUUCAGCAGGCACGAGCUGGGCCAACCUGGGAGGCUUCGUUGGCCAGGCCAUAGCUGGAAGCCUUCUCGACGAUGGCAACUCAACAACCGCGAUGGCUACGGCAGCCGGGGGCUGGGCUGGAGGCUUGGCAGGAAGUGGAGUUGCAGCUGCUGCUGCCUCCAGCCUAGGCAUUGAGGCCCUGGGUGCCGGCUCUGUGGCUGGAGGCUUGGUGGUGUGCGGCUCUCUCAGCGCUGUGGGCGCGGUGGCCGGCGCGGGCCUGGCCUUCGCCGUGAAGCGUAUCUUGGUGGCCGACAAGGGUGCGCAGCCCGACCGGAGCGCCGAAUACUUUGACUGUCCUCUACGUCUUCUCGGCAGCGCAGAUGAUGUCUUUCACCUUUUCGGCGCAAGCCUCGAGUUCCCUCCAGAAGACGGAGUCCUCACAAACGGCGAGACCGAAGAGACGCCACGCUUGGCCGCCGCAGGGUGGUAUGCAGUGAGAGUGUCAGGGCCAUUGCCGGCAGACUGA